Molecule: messenger RNA, 2701 nt
Organism: Octodon degus (degu)
Lineage: Eukaryota; Metazoa; Chordata; Mammalia; Rodentia; Octodontidae
Gene: Ackr2
Product: atypical chemokine receptor 2
Exons: 2
Coding region: 112-1266 (384 amino acids)
Biological process (GO): chemotaxis; immune response; G protein-coupled receptor signaling pathway
Cellular component (GO): membrane
Molecular function (GO): chemokine binding; chemokine receptor activity; scavenger receptor activity
Source: RefSeq, a predicted model, not a curated record
GAGAGGCCCAGCAGCGCCAUUCCCAGUCUGCAUCUGCCACCGAGAUUGCACCAGACGCGAGUGGCAGGGAAGCCGGCUGACAGAGCUCCAGGCCCGGGAGUGUCCGCCGUGAUGGCCACCACUGCUUCCCCUGCAGCCCUCACCACCAAGGGUGCCGCUUCUGAGAACAGCAGCUUCUACUACGACUACGACUACCUGGAGUCGGUGGUCGUCCUGGUGUGCACAAAGGGUGAAGUCCAGUCCUUCGCCCGCAUCUUCCUGCCCAUCUUCUACAGCCUAAUCUUUGUGCUGGGGCUGGGAGGGAACCUGCUGUUGCUCGUGGUCCUGCUGCGCUGCGUGCCCCACCGGCGGAUGGCCGAGGUCUACCUGCUGAACCUGGCCAUAUCCAACCUCCUCUUUGUGGUGACCUUGCCCUUCUGGGGCAUCUCCGUGGCCUGGCACUGGGUCUUUGGCAGUCUUCUGUGCAAGGUGGUGAGCACGCUGUACACCAUCAACUUCUACAGUGGCAUCUUUUUCAUCGGCUGUAUGAGCCUGGACAAGUACCUGGAGAUUGUCCAUGCGCAGCCUGUGCACCGGCUGAGGACCCGGGCCAAGAGCUUGCUCCUGGCUGCCCUGGUGUGGGCCGUGUCAUUGGCCAUCUCUGUCCCCGACAUGGUCUUCGUGCAGGUGCAUGAGCACCCCAAGGGCGUGUGGAGCUGCUACCCGGAUUUCGGGGGACAUGGGACCACCUGGAAGCUCUUCCUCCGCUUCCAGCAGAACCUGCUAGGUUUCCUCCUUCCUCUCCUGGCCAUGACCUUCUUCUACACCCGCAUCGGCUGUGUCCUGGUGAGGCUGCGGCCCCAGGGCCAGGCCCGGGCACUGAGGAUGGCGGUGGCCCUGGUGGUGGCCUUCUUCACUUUCUGGUUCCCAUACAACCUCACCUUGUUUCUCCACUCACUGCUGGACCUGCAGGUCUUUGGGGACUGCCAGGUCAGCCGGCGCCUGGAUUACACCAUGCAGGUGACCGAGAGCCUGGCCUUCCUCCACUGCUGCUUCACCCCCGUGCUCUACGCCUUCUCCAGCCACCGCUUCCGCCAGUACCUGAAGGCUCUGCUGGCCACCAUGCUCGGACAGCGCCAGACCUUCAGCCCUGCCCCAGUCUCACUGUCCAGAGGCUCUGAGAGCAGCAGCAGGCUGACGGCCCAAGAGGACAUGACCACCCUGAAUGAACUGACCCAGGGACAGGCUGAGGGCUCCCAGAACCUGGAAGACAUAGGGAGUCCCUGAAGCUAGCCCAGGCCAGCCUGCACUGCUCCCUUGGGGUUCCACUCAGACCGUCUCCCCCAGGAGCCCUGAAACCAGUUCUCAGCCUCCUCUACUUCUUCGCUGUGGGCCACAGUGGUUUCCCAGCUCCCCUUCCCUCUGCACUUCUGACUGUUUCUGGGGACCCCAGGUUCAUUCUCUAGGGAUCCCAGCGGUGCCACUGUGCUGGCCUGCUGCCCCCAAAAAGACGUGGUUCCUCCUGUCCGCCGAGGCUUGGCUUGGAUCCCCCUUCCUCUGUCAGGUCUGUGUCUGCCCUAAGGAUGCCCACCUUGCCACCCGCUCUGCCCUCUCUCCACUGGGCUUCUCCAUACCUCUUCUCUUUCAUUCCUCCUGCAUGUUCUUCCAGCCUGUCGCCAUGCUGAGCCCUGGUCCCAGGUGAUUUCAGGGCUGAGCACUGCUCCUGGGAGGCCAUGGAAGGUGUGGUAGGUGCUCUGCCUUCCCUGGCCUGGGUGGAGGUUGGGCAGAACCCAGGGUUGAGACUGGGGUGGUCAUGGCUCAUGUCCCCCCAUGCCCAGGGCUCAAAGGCUGGUCUCGGGGCGGUGCCGGCACAGUGGGGCCCAGUGAGAGGUCUUGAUCAUGAAGGGCAGAACCUGGGGCACAGUGAGGCUGCAGCCUUUUCCUUCCUGGCUGUGAAGCGUGCAGAGUGCUGGCUGUACACUGCCCACAAGAGGCAGAGUUCCAGCCCAGGAUUGGAACCCUCAAGACUGCAAGCCCAAAUAAGCCUCUUUCUGAUUACAAUUGUAUUACUUAACAUACUAUAUUAGGAAUCACUGAGCUUCCUACAUGCCUACCGUAGCCUGCAUUGGCCAUUUACCAGAGACUUGCCUGUGGAGGAUGUGUGAUCCAGGUUAGGCCAGGGACACACAGGGACACAGACCAGAGGCGUGAGCCCAGGCAGGAGGGCCCCAGGUUGGCACAGUGUGGGCGUCUUGGGGCUGGAGUCCAGCCUCGGAACUGGGCAUCGCCAGUCAGCCCGGCCUGCCCUUGUGGUGGCCCAGACCCAUAGACGCCCUUCUGCAUGGGCACAGGUGCCCUCCUGACCCACAGUGCUGGCUCAGAGCUUCCUCCUCCAGGUCCGCCAUUGCUAUGUCGCUGUCCCCAGGGGAGGUGAGGAGAUUCUCCCUGGAGUUUCUACAGCACUCGGUGCUUCCUUCACGUUACAGGACCACACAGCACCCUGCAUGUCUGGGGGCUUCUGACUUGCAUGACUGGACCCAGAGCCAGGAGAGGGAUGAGGGUGGAGAGUGGGACUGAAGCUGGCCAGGGCAAUGGGGCAUUGCCACAGGCAGGAGCCGUACCCUCCGCACUUCCUCUUAGGCUCAGGACAUAGAGGAUGUUUACUGAGUUCUUUUUGACUUCAAAAUGUUUCCUCUUUUCUUCUUUCUCUCUAUUCAGUUUU